AUGAAGCUCCUGAGCCAUAUUUUGGUGGCGUCGAUUGUCGCCAUCCCGGCUCACGGCCAGACUGCGUCGUCAACCUCAUCCCGAGAGCCGACGACCACCGUCUCCGCUUCCGGGCUCACGGCCACCCUCACGUCGUCGGCCUCCCUCUCCUCGUCAACCUCCCAGGAAGGCUGCCCCACGGUCACCCUCACGAGCAAUGUUUGCCACUCGUGCGCGACGCCGGACUGCGUCGAGCUGGAGCCCCUGACCAAUUCCUGCGACUGCCCGUCGGCCAUCCCCACCGUCUUCGUCGACUACCCCUGCGAGUCCGGCUGCCGCGGCAUCGGGUGCGCUGCCAACUACGUCUUCUUCACGGCCAACUGCACGAGCGAGACAUCGAGCUCGUCGUCCGGCUCGUCCGGCGCGGCCUCCGCCAACUCGACCGCGUCGGCGACCGGCACCGGGCUCGGGGGGCUGAACUCUACUGCAAGUGGGAUUACCUCGGCCGGCACAUCAACGAGGAGCGAGUCUGCCACCGGUACAGGCACAGCGGCGGAGAGCUCGUCCAGUAUUGCGGCGGCUGGGAGGAUGAGGCCGUUCUGGAUGGGUCUUCUGUAG
Molecule: messenger RNA, 597 nt
Organism: Diaporthe citri
Lineage: Eukaryota; Fungi; Ascomycota; Sordariomycetes; Diaporthales; Diaporthaceae
Exons: 2
Coding region: 1-597 (198 amino acids)
Source: RefSeq, a predicted model, not a curated record